CAGUAGACCGAGCUACAGAGAGGAGUUGGAGGAUAUAGCAGCACUCCGGCGUUUAAACUGCUCGUUUAAGGUCUGUAGCACAUUGUGCUUCUCCAAAGAGCUGUGGGACCAGAAGAUAAAGCCAGCAGCUGAAAGUGUCUCGGUUUAGGGUGCACCGGGGGGGCAAAGAGGCAGGCGCAUGAGGAGGGGGUGUCUGGAGACCCCUGUCCCUACAUAAAGCGCUUGCACGCGCACACGCACUGGACAUUGCUAAAGGAAGAGGCACCCAGGAACCCGCCCGCAGCCAUGAGGUCCAUCCGCUCGUUCGGAAACGAUGAUCGGCACGUCAUGGCGAAACACUCCACCAUCUACCCGUCUUCCGAGGAGCUAGAAGCCGUACAGAGCCUCGUCUCCACCGUGGAGUGCGCCCUGAAACAGGUCUCCGAUUGGAUGGAUCAUCCUCAAGGUGUUGAGCCGAAUCCCGCCAACAGUCCAGAGGAGGAGGCUGAAGCCAGUGCUGAAGAAUCGGCAGAAGACGCGACCAAUGAGGGCGGCAGCAGCAGCAGCAGCAGCAGUAGUGGUGGUGGUGAUGCAAGUAACGGGAAGGUGCUGUGCGGCGUGUUUCGCAUCGGCCUGGUGGCUAAAGGGCUCCUCAUUAAAGGCGACAUGGAUCUGGAGCUGGUGCUCAUGUGUCGAGAGAAACCCACACACACACUGCUGAGCACUGUCUGUGACAACCUGCCAGUGCAGAUACAGAAGCUCACAGAGGAGAAGUAUGAAGUGGUGUGCUCUGUCCCUGACGCUGCCAUUCUGAUUAGCAACACAACGGAGCCCAAACUAAGAUUGAAGGUCACACUCACAUCCCCAAAGGUCAAAGACGACAGCGAAACUGAGGAACAAGAGAGCGCUGAGGCGAGUGAGCCGGUAGACCUGCUGGAUAGACAGAGGUGCCUGGUGGCGCUGGCCUCUCUGCGACAUGCUAAAUGGUUCCAGGCGAGAGUAAUCGGCCUAAAAUCGGGAGUGAUCGUUUUACGGAUUCUAAGGGACAUGUGCAAGCGAGUACCAGCCUGGGAGCCUCUCAGCGGAUGGCCGCUGGAGCUGAUCUGUGAGAAGGCAAUCGCGACAUGUAACCGGCCGCAGGGAGCUGGAGAGGCACUGCGCAGGGUCAUGGAGUGCCUGGCUUCAGGGAUCCUGCUCCCAGGCGGACCGGGGCUGCAUGACCCGUGUGAAAAAGAGCCCAAGGACACGCUGGCGGGCAUGACGGACGAGCAGGCGGAGGCCGUUACUUACAGCGUGCAGCAUGCACUUCGACUUAUGGCGUUUGGGCAAAUCUACAAGGUCUUAGAGAUGGAUCCACUGCCCUCAAACAAACCCCUACAGAAGUAUCCCUGGUCAGACAAAGAAGGUAUGGGAUUAAAAAGGCCUUAUGAUGACAGCCUGACGGACGACAAAGAUCUUAUUAAAAAGAUGAAACGCAACCUGAGAAAAGUUCUAGAUAGUAAAGCAAUAGACUCCAACCAGCCCAUGAACGCUCUGAUGCGGUUGAACCAGAUCCGUCCAGGACUGCAGUAUAAGCUGCUGUCACAGUCUGGUCCGGUUCACGCACCGGUCUUCACCAUGUCCGUGGACGUAGACGGAACAGUCUACGAAGCCUCCGGCUCUUCCAAAAAGACGGCCAAGCUUCACGUGGCUGUUAAGGUGCUGCAGGCGAUGGGCUACCCCACGGGCUUCGACACGGACCUGGACUCUCUGAGUGCAGACGAGAAGUCCGACAGCGAGGGCAAGAGUGAGACGUCCACACACUCGAGCAAUAACACGUCACACUGCAUAGACAGCUCCAACACACUGGAGGUGCGAACUCAGGGUCCUAUUCUGACGGCGAGCGGUAAGAACCCGGUGAUGGAGCUCAAUGAGAAACGACGGGGUCUCAAAUAUGAGCUGAUCUCUGAGAGUGGCGGCAGCCAUGACAAACGUUUUGUUAUGGAGGUGGAAGUUGAUGGGCAGAAGUUUCGUGGUGCUGGACCCAAUAAGAAAGUAGCCAAAGCUAGUGCUGCUCUCGCUGCUUUGGAGAAACUGUUCUCUGGACCCAAUGCAGCCGGCAACAAGAAGAAAAAAAUCAUCCCUCAGAAUAAAGGCGUCAUUGCUGCCGCCGCCGCCGCUUCUGCUGUAGCUGCUCAGGCCGCUCGAGGUAGAGGAAGAGCUGCACUCGCACGAGGAGCCUUCAUCAGUGCAGCUGCACCAGGCUACGUCACACCAGGGUUUGGAAGUCCGUACGGAUACGGCGCCGCCGCUGCUGCUCCUGCAUAUGGUUUGCCCAAGAGAAUGCUUCUGUUGCCCGUCAUGAAAGUGCCCGCCUACCCCAUCCCUCACUACUCCUUCUUUUAGCUCAGGAGAGUCACCAGACACCCUGACACCUAUCACCCACACACGAGCCAUGUUUAAUCCAGAAGGGAAGUUUAGCUAGCAUGUAUCCUCAUGAACUGCUGUAAAAGUUUUACCUGGAGAAUCAUUUGUAAAGGACGUUCAGUUUUAUUUUAUUUUAUUUUUAACUUAAUGUUUUCCAGCCUGAUGCAGGUUUUUAAGUUCUUAAAGAAGAAAAAAAAAAUGACUUGAAGGAUUUUUACUGUGAAUUGUUACCUCAUUCAUGACAUUUUAAAUUAUAUUACUUUUCUUUGGCAUUGUUUUCUAUAGUGUGGAUAAAGGCUUUCUGAUUGGGCGAUAGGCACUGUCUCUAAAGCUUAGGGAUGUAUAGCUCUUAUUUAAAUUACUGCUGAUAAAUAAACCUUC
This is a messenger RNA of Trichomycterus rosablanca, 2766 nucleotides long. It is a transcript of the gene strbp, whose product is annotated as spermatid perinuclear RNA binding protein. Lineage: Eukaryota; Metazoa; Chordata; Actinopteri; Siluriformes; Trichomycteridae. The transcript has 19 exons. Gene Ontology annotation, cellular component: precatalytic spliceosome. The record is from RefSeq and is a predicted model, not a curated record. The coding region runs from base 286 to 2364 and encodes 692 amino acids. Gene Ontology annotation, molecular function: single-stranded RNA binding; double-stranded RNA binding.